Molecule: messenger RNA, 1032 nt
Organism: Torulaspora delbrueckii
Lineage: Eukaryota; Fungi; Ascomycota; Saccharomycetes; Saccharomycetales; Saccharomycetaceae
Gene: RNH202
Product: Rnh202p
Exons: 1
Coding region: 1-1032 (343 amino acids)
Cellular component (GO): ribonuclease H2 complex
Source: RefSeq, a predicted model, not a curated record
AUGACUGUAACGAUUGGAGACGACUUCGGAGGCUCAAUUGUGAUUUUACCAUCAUUCAUAGCCAACAAAACAGAUCUCUUGACAAUCUUUUCCUUACCUCAUCCAUCGAAUAACAGAUCAAAGAAACGCAUCAAUCUCAUAGGAUCCACAGAGGGAGAGAUCUUCCAGUUGAAGACUCAUGAAUUUAGUAAAGGGUGCACCUACAAUACUCAAUCUGACUUGGCAAACGAAAAAUACCACUAUACUACGAAUGAGGAGCCCUUAAAGUCGACCUUUCUCAUUAAUGAGGCAAAUCGAAGUGAUGGCCAUGUAAUGGAGAGUGGGACUUUCCAAAUUGCUGCUAAGUAUGACAUCGCAUUCAAUCUGAUUGGGUUUUAUUAUAAGGAUAGUGUAAGUGAAGCUGAAAAGGAAUACGAGGUUGAACUAGAGGUCCAAAGCUCGCCUUCAGAGGACCAGGCGAACUGUUUCACUGCAAGGGAUUUUCACGAUCAACUCAUUGAUUGUCAUGAUACUCAAUGGUCGAAAAUUUGUGUGAAAACUUUGGAAGCAGCAUUGAUGAAGAUCGCUGAACCUAUCGAGGAAGCUGGUUGCAUUUAUUUUAAACUGACGCAAGACAGAGUAACAAAAUACCUUGCAGGCAAAAUUUCCAAGAUGGCUUCAAACUUGCCAAAGAGUUUGCCCAUUGCAAAGGACCUACCAGCUGAUAUUCAAAAGUGUGCUCGUGUAGUUAUAGCGACGAAUCUGCUAGUUUCCUUGAUACCUAGAUUGGCCUAUUUGAAACUAAAAGAAUUCACGCCGGUUCCGAAUGAAAAUUUGGUUGAUAUUAAGGAAGCUUUCCAUAAGUACGAGAAGUACAAGAGUUCUCUGAAAUGCUCGAUCGCGGAGAAAGAACUACUAGUGAAUGCCGCCAUGACAGUGGGACUACCAACUGGUAAAGUAAAGGUAUCAGCCAUGAAGAAAGUUACAAAGAAAACUAUUAAAGUAAGGAAACAAACUGGAGCCAUAGAUGGUUUCUUCAAACAGGCAAAUUGA